ACUGUCAGUCACUUCGGAACAGCUGACGGGUGUGGACGCGUCUCCACGGUCGUUUCGUUCGCGGUGUUCUGUUCUCUUCGCGGUUUCGGGGUUCCCGUUUUUUCUACGGCGGUGGCUAGAGCAGGACGGCGGAUGAAGACGUUCGGGGGCCAGAUUGAUUAGCGGGUUUUGUGUUUGACCUUUUGCGGUUGAUCUAGUUAGCGGCGAGCUCGAAUGGGAAUGCGUUUUGGUGUUUGACCUAAGCGAGUGGCAGACCCCUUGCGUGAGGGUGUGUUUUCUUUUUUUUUUGUAUGGAAAGUGACAGAUGAGAGCGCGAGGGGCGUGCGAGUAGGGCGAAAGUUGACGAGAUUUGUGUACGCGACACCCGACGACCCCAUCUCGGAGGAAUUUCCGCGUGUGGCAGAAAGAGACGGUCCGCGGCCGCUGUAUUAGUGGUUUUCUGAGAACAAGACACGAAGAAGAUCCGUCCGUUCCGACACACCGUCGUGGCGCCCGUCGUCAGAGGGAAAAGAAGUCAACCUAGGGAGUGUGUGGAGUCUGUUUUGGAAGUGGAAGAGAGAGUGCAUCCUUCUUUGGGUAAUUGUUGGUGGUUGCCCCCCUUGAUUUCAUUGAUCGUAAGGCGCGUUUGGUGGCCGUACUGUCGUCAAUAAUAAAAACACGACCGUACACGGCAGCGACUCGGAGAAAGGUGUCACUGUUACGGUAUUUUUGUGCUCGCGAGAGAAAGAGUGAGUGAGCGUAGGCCUACGACACACGCAUACCGAGGGCGCACAGUGUUUGACGUUUCGCUUUGCGGCGAUAUUCGCGCAAGGGAAUCGCGAAAACCGAAGGAAGGUGGUAGCACACCAGGAAAUUAACAUCAAAGGUGUAGUAAAUAAAUCGGGAAGAAAACAAAACAAAAGGCAAUAACAAGAAGAACGAAACAAAGGAAGAUAGCGAAAAAGAGGAAUACACAACAAUAUAAUAAAAGAGAUUUACGGCAGCACAACACACAAAAGAGAAGAGGAGAACGUGCGUGCGUGUGUGUGUUCGCACGGCCUGCUUCGUCGUUCGUUCUGUUGUUUCGACAGUCAGUGCAUCGUAGUUUUUUGUGUGUUAUUUACGACGACUGGUGCUUGUGCGUGUGUGUGUUCUCCCCCUGGUAGAAAGGUGUAUUAGAGCUGUGAAGCAAGUGAAUGAAUCUGUUUGGCCGGUUCUGAAAAGGCGAUUGGAUACACGACGUCCAGACGGAGAUCAGAGGAAAAAUACAAGAUACCAUAGGCAGAGAAAAAAAACCGUCACCGAGGCUAUCUCUCUCACCGGAAAUCUCCAACCGGCACCACAAGCCAAUUAUGCCAAUCGCCGGUGCUGGCUGGCCAUCUAUCCCGCACUCCCGCGGAAGACGCCCUCGGAGUCGCGUGCCACGUCCCCAGUCAUAAGAGAGGAAACGCACAAAUUGCUUAUAAUUGUGUUUUAAUUUAAUCAUUCUUGUCGCGUUUCUUCAACAAUUUUAUUUUUUCGCUCAGAAACUUUGAGUAAGUCACGCGAAUUGUGUUUGCGCACCGCUAAUUGGUUUGCGUCUUCUCUGAUGAGUGGCCUCGGUCGGCAGAACCAGCAACCAAAAUGAAGUUUGAAGAUCAGAUAACGCCCCGGUGUCGGCAGCACCCAAGCCAACGUCCCAGCGACGUGAGAUGGACAGAUUUCGGCGGAACCGGCCAGAACUCGCGAAACCUGCGGCGUACCGCCCGAAAAAGUGCCAAAUUAGAACGUCGACAGCAGUCAAGUCAAGCCGCGCCGGAAGUCAGCGAAGAUCCGACGACGUCACCAUUCCAGUCCUGCUGCAGUCGCGUGCCGGCGAUCGGAAGUGCCGACGGUUCGGACAGUGCGAGCAGUGAUGCCAGCAGUGCAAGCUGGACCUUCCGGUGGCAGAACCGCCAGUGCCACCGGCAUCGGUGGGUAGCAGUGUUGUACAUAGUAGCGGUAGUGUUAGUGGGUGCAAUUUCCGAGGUUCACUGUGAUGCAGCUCUUAGCAGUAGGUCUAGUGGGGACGGGGGCAGUAGUAGUGGGACGGUGGCGCCGGCGGAUGGUGGCCACCUGCUGGAGGAUCACUACGAGGGCGGCGGCCACUACACGCACCACUGGGCGGUGCACAUUCCCGAGGGGGGGUCGGAGCAGGUCGAGCGGGUCGCCGAGGAGCACGGAUUCAUCAAUCAUGGCAAGAUUCUGGACGGGUACUACCACUUCGAGCAUCGGCACGUGCAGCGGCGUUCGGUGAACCCGGCGGCGCCCCACCAGCGCCGGCUGGACGAGGACGACCGGAUCCACUGGUCCCAGCAGCAGCGGGCCAAGCGGCGCACCAAGCGGGACUUUCGGCCCCUGAAGAGCCCCUACCUCAUCCAGCUCAACGAUCCCAAGUGGCCCGAGAUGUGGUACCUGAACCGAGGAAACGGCCUGGACAUGAAUGUGAUACCGGCGUGGAAGGAGGGCGUAACGGGGAAGGGCGUCGUGGUGACAAUCCUCGACGACGGCCUCGAGUCGGAUCAUCCCGACCUGGAGCAUAAUUACGACCCCGGAGCGUCGUACGACGUCAACGGUAACGACGGCGACCCAAUGCCCCACUACGACCUAACGGACUCGAACCGGCACGGGACACGGUGCGCCGGUGAGGUCGCCGCAACGGCCAACAACUCCAAGUGUGCCGUGGGCAUCGCGUACGGAGCUCGCGUCGGUGGCGUCCGGAUGCUGGACGGGGACGUUACGGACGUGGUCGAGGCCAAAUCGCUGGGACUGCACUCGCAACAUAUCGACAUCUACAGUGCCUCGUGGGGUCCGGACGACGACGGGAAAACGGUGGACGGUCCGGGCGAUAUGGCCACGCGGGCCUUCAUCGAGGGCGUCCGCAAGGGUCGCGGUGGAAAGGGCUCCAUCUUCAUCUGGGCGUCCGGCAAUGGGGGUCGCGAGCACGACAACUGCAACUGCGACGGCUACACCAACUCCAUCUGGACACUGUCGAUUUCGAGUGCCUCCCAGGAGGGACUCGUGCCUUGGUUCUCGGAAAUGUGCAGCUCGACGUUAGCCACGACGUACAGCAGUGGGAACACCAACGAGAAGCAGGUCAUUACGACGGAUCUGCACCACUCGUGCACGUCCUCGCACACGGGAACGUCCGCGUCGGCACCGCUGGCGGCCGGAAUUGCCGCGCUGGUGCUGGAAGCGAAUCGCAACCUGACGUGGCGUGACCUGCAGCAUAUCGUUGUCCGCACGGCCAAACCGGGCAACCUGAAGGACCCGUCGUGGGCAAAAAACGGCGUCGGCCGACGCGUUUCGCACUCCUUCGGGUACGGCCUGAUGGACGCGGCCGCCAUGGUCCGGCUAGCUCGCACCUGGAAGACCGUCCCGGACCAGCAGAUCUGCGAAAUCAACGCGCCCCACCUGGACAAGCAAAUUCCGCCGCGAACCAAAGUCACCCUGCAGCUGCUCGUGGAACACUGCAUGGGCGUCAACUACCUGGAGCACGUGCAGGCCAAAAUUACGCUCACUUCGCAGCGGCGCGGUGACAUCCAGAUCUUCCUGACGUCGCCGUCCGGCACCCGGGUCACGCUGCUAACACCAAGAUCCCACGAUUUAUCCCGGUCCGGCUUCAAUCAGUGGCCGUUCAUGUCGGUGCACACGUGGGGCGAAGCGCCGCACGGAGUCUGGCUGCUGGAGAUCCACAACGAGGGACGCUUAUUAGGAUACUCGUCGAUUCGCGGUUGGUCGUUAAUUUUGUACGGCACGAGCAUUCCGCCGGAUCCUAACGACCCACCCAACACUCCGCGGGUGUUCUCAACACCGGCCCUGCCGCCGGCCGCGUUGCCUCCGAUAAUCCCGGCUUCCGGAAGCUUCGGAUCGUCGAAGAAUUUCUACUCAUCCUCCGCGUUGGGAAAGCCCAACCGGAAGCAGCAGCAGCAGUACGGUGGUGCCACUUACACUCCCACGUUCGGGAUGACCCCGGCGUAUCAGUCGCCGCAGCCGGUGACGCCCCCGCGGAAGAACAACAAGGGCAAGAACAAACCCAACAAGAACCAGUCGUCCAAAACGACCACGGCACGCCCGGUUAGUCAAACCACCCUGAACGUUUUCCUGAACUCGUACGGAACGGGAAAGAAGUACGAGUACAACACCGGUCCGCGGAAGAACCAAACGCCCAAACCCAAACCCAUGCAGACCAUCAACUACGGCCGGUCGGACAAGUACCACGCGGCCACCUCCAACAUCCCCGAAAAGCAACCGAUAGCCAUCAAAGCCCCCAAGCAGGUUAAACAGGACAACGCACCCAACUCGCGCAAACUCCCCACCACAAUCGGAAUCUCGUCCAGCACCACCAACUCCGUCCCGUCAACUGCCACGGGAACAACCUCGGGCGGAACCACCUCCCUCUCCACGCAACCUCCCAUCUUCAACGAGCGAUUCUCCACCACAAACGCGCGCAUCCCCAACCGGUUCCAACAGUACGAAAAGAUCCAGCAGUUCUAUCCCGAGCUCAAACCGUACUCCUCGAUCCGGGACGACCUGGACCACCGAACUACACCCAACAAACCGGUCGCCGUCCAGCCGCCACCACCCAAAAACACGCCCUCGAUCGUAACCACCAACGGCAACGGAAAGCCCUCCCGAGCCAACCCGAAGAUCUUCUUCCCCGAUACGGAUAUUAUCGAUGCGAUUGCACCGCGGAAGAUCUCGUCAAGUCUGCAGCAACCGGUUCAGCCGGCGUUCUACGGGCGCACCCAGAACUCGCAGUUUGUGUCGAGCAGCGGUGGCAAGAACGGAAAGGCCCAAAUCACCCAGUGGAAUUUGAUCUUCUACGGGACGGAGACGCCGGCCCAGCCGGAUGACCCGGCCAGGGUAGGGAAGCCCGGCUUCAGCGACAGCAACUUUGGCGGAGAAAUCGAACACAACUCGCUCGAGUUCGAGAGCGGAGUGAGCAGUGACCAAUGGCGGAACAUGCAACAGAUCGGCGAGAGCCACGUGGACGUCCAGCGGACCGCGUCGAGCGACGUGACCAGCCUGGCGUGCGCCCGGUACGACCGGGCCCGCUGCUUAGAAUGUGGUUCUGCGUCCUUCUUCUACAACGGCCACUGCUACUCGUCCUGCCCGGCCAGCACGUUCCCGGACACUAGCACCAUGGAGCAGGAUGAGAAGCAACAGCACCAGCAGCAACGACCCCUGCCGCCAGGAUCCGUCCGUCGUCGUCGUCGAGGCAACAAUUUGGACAAUGAACCGCAGGAACGUGACACCCAACCUCAGCCGGGCCAGCAGCACCAACACUUUUGCAUCCCAUGUCACGCCACCUGCCUCGAGUGCAGCGGACCUGCCGCGAACCAGUGCACCGAGUGCCAGCCGGAAUUUGCCUUCGACGGGCUGCGCCUAUGCGUCACCAUCAACCGUAAGCAACGACCCCAGGCAUCCUCCGGAACCAAUAAAUCUUCAAACCAAACUGCAGCGACGUCGACGCUGGCCAACCCGGAGUCGGACGAUAAGCGGUGGCUCCCGGCGGACUACCUCAUUAUGAUAACCGUCGUCGGAGUGACGCUCGUGGCGGCCUUUGCCGGAAUCUAUCUGCUCUGGAGACGGUGCUUCCGGGGCGUUCUGCUCGCCACCGACCACCACCAGUACGACCGGGUUCAGACGUCGGAUCCGGCGACCAGCGGAAGCCGCGGGGUGCCGUCGUACGCCGAGCUGGUGCGGGACGAGAUCGAUGACAUCCUGGCGGAGAGUAGCUCCGAGGAGGAGGAGGAAGACGAGCACCACGAUGGGCGAGAGUCGCGCUCGUUUAUGCCGAUUAUUGCGCCGGUGGAGAGAUGAGCAGCACAAGAAUUGCAUUUCAA
This is a messenger RNA of Culex pipiens pallens (northern house mosquito), 5846 nucleotides long. It is a transcript of the gene Fur1, whose product is annotated as furin-like protease 1. Gene Ontology annotation, molecular function: serine-type endopeptidase activity. The coding region runs from base 1603 to 5823 and encodes 1406 amino acids. The record is from RefSeq and is a predicted model, not a curated record. Gene Ontology annotation, cellular component: trans-Golgi network; Golgi membrane. The transcript has 13 exons. Gene Ontology annotation, biological process: peptide hormone processing. Lineage: Eukaryota; Metazoa; Arthropoda; Insecta; Diptera; Culicidae.